GACCGGCGAUGUGGCGGUGAAGCCUCUUCAUGGUGAGGAGCACCUAUGGGACCCAUCACAAAAAAAAACAAAAUCAAAAGUUGAGGCGCGCAAUUGGGGGCUCUGGAGGGUUUUAAAAGCGCUCGAGAGUUCGGAGACCAUCGAAGCCACACCAGACCAGAUCAGACUGCGAGCUUUCAUCUUCUGUAUUUCGUUUGAUCGUAACAUGCUCAUGGCCUCAAACAGUUUGUAGGGUUCGACGGGAUAUGACACAUGCCUGCUAUUCCGCAGUUUCUGAGGUUUUAAAUUUUGGGGCUGUAGUGGCACAAAGAUCUUUGGCAUUUCGUUUGAAUUCAAAAUUUCCAUUCAAGUUUGCUUGUAGACAAAUUCACAUGGACAAUAAAUACAACAGUGAUUCAAGAGGAGCUUUGAUUGUGUUAGAAGGUUUGGAUCGCUCUGGGAAGACUUCACAGUCUAGCAGACUACUGUCAUACCUGGAAGGGCUAGGGUAUCCAGUUGAAUCAUGGAGGUUUCCUGAUAGAAAUACUGGUGUUGGGCAAAUGAUUUCCUCAUAUCUCUCCAAUAAGUCGCAGCUGGAUGAUCAUGCAAUCCAUCUCCUCUUUAGUGCAAAUCGUUGGGAGAAGAGAGCAUUAAUGGAGAACAAGCUGAGGAGUGGAACAACCCUCAUUGUUGACCGCUACUCUUAUUCUGGGGUGGCUUUCUCAUCUGCCAAAGGACUCGAUAUUGAAUGGUGUAAGGCUCCAGAGAUGGGGUUACUGGCUCCAGAUCUGGUACUAUACCUUGACUUACCACCAGAGAAUGCUGCUGAAAGAGGAGGUUAUGGAGGUGAGAGAUAUGAGCAACUUGAGUUUCAAAGGAAAGUUGCACAAUCGUAUCAGUGUCUUCGUGAUGCCUCUUGGAAGAUUAUAGAUGGAUGCCUUUCUGUUGAAGAAGUUGAGAAACAGUUAAGGGAGAUUGUUAUAAGUUGUGUGAUGAUGUGCCAAAAAGGAAAAUCUCUUUCACAGCUCUGGUCAAGUUGAACUCUUCAAGGUUUAUGAAGAAGAGGAGCUGUGUGUUUUGGCGGACUUAUCAAGUAUUUAAUCAAUCGAGAAAACUUCGAUGCUGUCUUUAGCCUUGUAUUGUUCAGAUAGGAGUUGUGUGGAAACAAUGGUUCCAAUUAAUUAGCAUCAUGUAUUGUGUGUUUUUUUUUUUUUUUUCUUUCUUGAUGUUCUAAGAUAGACUUAACAUUCUUCUAAGGAGAAGGGAAAAGUGUGUCACUGCUAAGACUCAAAUCUCUGGU
Ilex paraguariensis (yerba mate) is the source of this 1279-nucleotide messenger RNA. The record is from the annotation of a GenBank genome assembly. Lineage: Eukaryota; Viridiplantae; Streptophyta; Magnoliopsida; Aquifoliales; Aquifoliaceae.